UUCACUUCUCCUUUCUUGUGGAAAACAGUUGACAGGAAUUUGAUUAUGAUUUAUGUUUUGAUGUGUAGGUUCAUGUGCUCAUAUAUCCUCUCACAUGCGCUCUCUCAUGAGUGACAGUCAGAAUGGAGAACAGACAGAACUCAGGCUGUAAUUUUGAUGCUGGAUUUAACACAUUGAUUUGUGAAGAGGACUUGCAUGAAGAAGGGUAUCCUCCUAACCCCUUUCCUCAGCACGGCAAGCGACAAGUGUCCACAUAUCGUACGAGACCUUGGAGACACUGCGGUCCGGCUGAGGUGAGCCUGGCGCUGCUCGCUGCUGUUCUGCUAAUGGUUGAUAUUGGCCUGGGGGUCCACUACAACAACCUCAGAGAUAGCCACCUCACAACUGAAGAUAUAGAACUGAUCAACAAUGAGAUGUUCGCACUCCAGGAUACUUACAAGAACGCAAUCAAAUCCAUGAACAAUUACAAGAAGCAACUGGACAAUGAGAUGAGUCGUCAAACAAAAACCAAUUGGGAGUUCGAACACCAGACAAAACGAACCACAGACUAUAAAGCGAACAUUGUGAAAAUGACCAGUGACAUCGCAGGGCUGAGAGAACAUUUCCCAAAGAUUGAUUAUGGCUGCAAACAUUGUCCAGUAGGAUGGAUUUUCAUGAACUCACAGUGCUACUACUUCCCUUUCUCUGACGCUGAUGGACAAAAACCAUGGCAGAAAGCCAGAGAAUUCUGCCAGACACAUGGAGGUGACCUUGCAGUCAUAGACAGCAAAGAAAAAGAGAACUCAACUGUAAAUCAUUUGUUGACUAAAAUUGGCUUUGAAUCCGGUUUGGGUUUCUGGAUUGGACUGAGAAAAUCCAACGAGGAAGGGACUUGGAAAUGGUUGGAUGGAACGACACUGAUUGAGGGGUACUGGAUGGAUGGAGAACCAAAUAAUAUCGACAAAGAGAUCUGUGUUGGAGUGUAUUCCAGAAAAAACAUGUUCAAAGCUUGGAACGAUGUUAGAUGUGAAGUCACACAAAUGAAGUGGGUUUGUGAAAAGGCACCAACUUCUCUGAGCUAACAGUGGAUGUUUUUUAUUGCAAAUGACUGCAAGCUUAACUGUUAAGAGUUAACUCCAUCUUUUUUCUUUUAUUUUGUAAUGAAUAGAAUGUUGACCAAAUCAGUACUUUGAUUACAUAUGUGCAUGUUAGGCCUGCUGUAACACAGCUGUAUGUAAGCUCAAUGUGCAAAAGUCCUUAUGAGUAUGUACAACUAUUAACAGUUAAUAAAUCAUCUAUGAACAUUGUAAAAA
Molecule: messenger RNA, 1292 nt
Organism: Scatophagus argus
Lineage: Eukaryota; Metazoa; Chordata; Actinopteri; Scatophagidae
Product: C-type lectin domain family 4 member M-like
Exons: 6
Coding region: 123-1061 (312 amino acids)
Source: RefSeq, a predicted model, not a curated record